AUAUAGCGUGCGAUUCUUUAGAAAAAAGAGAUAUUAUAGUUGAAAAUGGUGCACUUGCGCCACUGAUGUGUAUGUUGAAGACAACCAACAAACACGUCUUGAUGAUGACUAGAUGGACAUUACGAAAGACGUGCAGUGAAAUCAUUCCACCAAGAUUUGCAGAAAGUAUUGUUAAUUAAUUUCGACUUUUUUUAUUACCAAUUGCAUGUUGUCUUAUUUUUUUCUUCAUCAAAUAUCUACUGUAUUGUCCUUCUUCCUGGAAUUAUUAGCACUGACAGAAGAAGAUAAGCCGGAUGAGAGUGCUAUACUAUCCGGACUCCAAGUUAUUAUAUUUGUUGACCAUUCAAGUGAAGUAUACAAAGUCUUAGCUGAAAAAGGGGUGUACUUGGAAAUCGUAAAAUUGCUUUUCUAUGAUCCCAAAUAUAGCAAGUUUAUUUUGUAUGUUUUGAUGGUCAUGGGAAAUUUGGCACAGUGUGGAAAUACUCAAAAACAAAUCAUAAUCGACACUUGAGCACUCUUUGGCCUUAAGUGGCUACUUGGGCCAUCUCGCAAACUAUCUGACAAACUGAUUCUUAAAGAGGCAUGUUGGGUAAUAGGAAACCUCGCACGUGGAAAAGGGACCAUUUACAGGUAAAUAUGAUUUGACCUCAAAAGUAUUUGUUUGUUUUAAAACUAUAAACUGUAAUCUUAUCAUAGGUGGACAAUUGGUUACUUAAGCAAUGUAUAACUUUGUUUUUUUUUUUUAAUCUGAACUCUAAAUUUGUUCCUGGAUAAAUAAGCAAUCAUUGAGAAGGGUUUUUUUCCUAUUCUGAUUGAUGUUAUGAAGAAUAAAGUUGACACGAGAUAUGAGGCGGCAUGGGCCAUUUAUACGGUCAGCUGUGGAUGCUUUAAACAAACAAGAGUUGUCUGUCUACAAUCAAGCUGAUUCCUCCACACAAGUACGAAACUAGAGCCAAAGUCAGAAGAAGAAUGGAAUACCAAUAGCAACACAAUGCAGAUGUCAGAAUGGAAAUUGAUGAAUUGAAGUCAGGCAUGACCAAGCUAAUUGAAAUGCUACAAGUUUUGAUUGCUAGAGGAGAACCGCCUCAGAAGACUGUCAUUGUUGAAGUCCCAAGUGCUGAUGUUGAACCUCAACCUACUCAACAACCACCUUCUACAUGGCAUGAGUUUGGUUUGCCACAUGGUUACACUCCUCCCUAUGAGAAAACUCCUGGUGUUGGUCAAUCUUCACAACUUGUGAUGGGCCAGUCUUCAAAUCAAGUGUUUCGUGCUCCUAUCAUGACUGAAUCUCAGCCUAUUACGCACACUAUGGCUCAACCUACUUAUGUGAAUCCUUUGUUUGAACAUCAAGCUGCUCGUUCCCAGAAUGGAAGUCAAGGAGAUGCUGGAGAUAUUGAAGAUGUCAAAGAGCAAUAUCAAAUUCUAGAAAAGAGACUUAGGGCCAUGGAAGGCAAUGAUUACUUUGGGGUUGUCGCUGAAAACAUGUGUUUGGUUUCUGAUGUUGUCAUGCCUACAAAAUUCAAGACUCCUGAGUUUGAGAAAUAUAAAGGGAACACUUGCCCAAGAAGCCAUUUGAACAUGUACUACCGCAAGAUGGCUGCUUAUACCAAGAACGACAAACUUCUCAUCCAUUGCUUUCAAGAUAGCCUGAGUGAAGCCUCUUUGAAAUGGUACAUGGGACUUGAGGGGAAUCACAUUCGUUGCUUCCAAGAUCUAUCUGAUGCUUUCAUGAAGCAAUAUAAGUAUAAUCUGGACAUGGCACCUGACCACCGACAAUUGCAAAGCAUGUCUUAAAGAGAGAAAGAAUCCUUCAAAGAAUACGCUCAACGCUGGAGAGAGUUAGCUUCUCAAGUUGAGCCACCAUUGGCUGAGAAAGAAUUGUCUGGAAUGUUCAUGGAUACUCUCUCACCUUUCUACUACGAGAAGAUGAUUGGAAGUAUGUCCUUAAACUUUACAGACUUGGUUACCAUUGGUCAGAGACUGGAAGAAGGAAUCAAGAAUGGGAAAGUUGCUGAAUCUUCUGGUGGAGCAAAGAAAACUUAUGGAAACUUCCAGAAGAAGAAGAAAGAGAAUGAGACUAAUGCUUUGUUGGAUGAUAGAAGAAGAUCUCAUCGUAGACCUCAAAAUGGUGAUCAACCUUAUGUAGCCGCUGUCGCUCCUGUGCAAGUUCAAGUUCCUCUACCUCAGGCUGCUAAUCAGAAUCAGAAUUGUGGUAGGACAACUUAUGAUCCUAUUCCCAUGACUUACACUGAAUUUUAUCCCGCGUUGAUUCGGAAAGGGUUGAUCACAACAAGAGCCAUGCCUCCUCCUCGAAACCCUCCCUCAAAAGGAUUCCAGUCUGAUCUUCGUUCUGAGUUUCAUCAAGGUGGGGUUGGCCAUGAUUUAGAAGGUUGUUAUGCACUGAAGACUAGAGUGCAAGAGUUGAUGAGAACACAUAUUUUAUAUUUCAAGGAUGUUGAUCCCAAUGUUGCAAAUAAUCCUUUGCCAAACCAGAGUGUCUAAAGAGAAGUCAAAGCCAGAUGGUCUCCUAAAGCCAAGUGUUUCAGAUGGGAUAUCUCAUCCUUGUUGCUGAUUAGUCAU
Molecule: messenger RNA, 2580 nt
Organism: Vicia villosa (hairy vetch)
Lineage: Eukaryota; Viridiplantae; Streptophyta; Magnoliopsida; Fabales; Fabaceae
Exons: 4
Coding region: 1006-1794 (262 amino acids)
Source: RefSeq, a predicted model, not a curated record